Molecule: messenger RNA, 1032 nt
Organism: Helianthus annuus (common sunflower)
Lineage: Eukaryota; Viridiplantae; Streptophyta; Magnoliopsida; Asterales; Asteraceae
Exons: 3
Coding region: 1-1032 (343 amino acids)
Source: RefSeq, a predicted model, not a curated record
AUGUAUGAUGGGACCGAAACUAGUGUUCGUGCGCCAGUAGGGGAUACUGGUUUUUUCCCGGUGGAGAUAGGACUCCACCAAGGGUCGGCGUUGAGUCCGUUUCUCUUUGCAGUUUUGCUGGAUGAGUUGUCAAAGUCUAUACAGGAGCCGAUUCCAUGGUGCAUGCUUUUUGCAGAUGAUAUUGUGUUAGUCGCAGAGACUAAACAGCGACUGAACGAGAGGUUAGAAGAGUGGCGAGUUGCUUUAGAAGGCAAAGGUUUAAGAAUUAGUCGUUCAAAGACCGAGUACCUUCAUUGUGAUUUUAGUGGAACAGUCGACCGCGAAGAUACUCAAAUCACCAUUGAUAGUCAACCGGUGCCACAGGUUACCAAGUUUAAAUAUUUAGGAUCGUUUGUACAAAAGGAUGGAGAGAUAGAUAAUGACGUUGCCCAUCAUAUACAAGCUGGCUGGUGUAGGUGGAGAGCAGCCGCUGGGGUUUUGUGUGACAGGAGGUUCCCAACUAAAUUAAAGGGAAAAUUUUAUAAGGUUGCAGUUACACCUGCUAUGUUAUAUGGAACAGAUUGUUGGGCUAUCAAAAAGACGCAGACACGCAAGAUGGAGGUGGCAGAAAUGAGGAUGUUACGGUGGAUAUGUGGGCACACAAGGCUAGAGCGUAUGAGAAAUGAGGUUUUUAGGGAAAGGCUAGGGGUGGCUAGUAUAUCAAGUAAGAUUAAGGAGGGGAGAUUGAGAUGGUUUGGGCAUGUGAAGAGGAGGCCAUUGACGGCAACGAUUUCUAUUGCUAUAUCUGUAGUUUUGCAUUGUUUGCUUGAUGUUUGGUUUCGAGCCGGGGGUCUUUUUGGAAGCAGCCUCUUUAUCCAUAUGGAUAGAGGUAAGAAUGGCGACUGGAAGUUCCUAUGGUGCUUCUGGUGGUCGAUAGAGGUGGCACACAGUGGUGUUUGCCGAUUGGUUAUGUCGGGUUCAACGUUUAAGGUGUGGUUUCUACUCACCGGAAUCUUUGUUUUUGCCGGAAAAUCGCUAGGAAACAGAGUGUAG